CUCUUUCCGUUCCAAUAGUUGGCUUUGACUGCUUUUUUUUAACCUCGCCGAUACCUCCUUUUUCUCUGAGAUUUUUACUCAUUGGCUGCGAGAGGAGCAGAGCGUUGCUAGGGUUUAGAAGGCCAUGGCAGGAUCAGGGAGUUCGAUGCUAUAUUCAUUUCUUUUAUUUACUGUCAUUCUGUCACUCCAAAUGAUGUAUCGAGGGAAGUUAGCUUCGUCGGAGCUUUUCACAAUACUUGGUGGAUUCAUCAGCUCCCUCUUGUUUCUUGUGUUACUAACAUUCAUUGGGAAUUUCCAGGAGUCAAAUGGGAUGAGGACCAGUUGGGGUGCCGUCAUAUUAGCAGAAGCUGUUGCACUGAUUGUUGCUAGCACUGUUCAUCGAGUGUGUAUCACAACAUGUUUCUUGUUCUCAGCUGGGUUACUUUAUGAGAUCAACAAGAUUUCAGGAGUGUUGGUCUCUAAAAUUGAGUCGAAAACAAAGAGGCACUGAGU
This is a messenger RNA of Hibiscus syriacus, 492 nucleotides long. Its product is annotated as protein KRTCAP2 homolog. Lineage: Eukaryota; Viridiplantae; Streptophyta; Magnoliopsida; Malvales; Malvaceae. Bases 125 to 490 code for a protein of 121 amino acids. The transcript is spliced from 5 exons. The record is from RefSeq and is a predicted model, not a curated record.